Molecule: messenger RNA, 1252 nt
Organism: Toxorhynchites rutilus septentrionalis
Lineage: Eukaryota; Metazoa; Arthropoda; Insecta; Diptera; Culicidae
Product: probable RNA methyltransferase CG1239
Exons: 3
Coding region: 316-1191 (291 amino acids)
Biological process (GO): snRNA modification
Molecular function (GO): snRNA binding; O-methyltransferase activity; RNA methyltransferase activity
Source: RefSeq, a predicted model, not a curated record
AAUGAAGUGGAUUGAGUCCGCACCACUUAGAAUCGGACGAUUAUCGGGGAUAACUACGCCUUGCCUUCUGUGACAAUUCGUGACGUCAGAAAGAUGUGCUUUCUUUUGUAAGACACAAACACUAUUGAAUUAGGUUUCAAGCGCUUCUUUCGCAUUUUAUUUAUGUGUUCAAAUUUGUUACAAAAACUGAAAGGUUGAAAACGUUUUCAAUCGGCCAGUUCGUUCUCAAAAAUUACCUAAAGUACGGUCUGCAAAGCACAUUGAAAGCUUUGGAUUGGUCUAAUAGUUUACAGUGUCACAGUUUCGGAGACUGACAUGGAGAAUCCAAGCUGUUCCGAGACGCUAGAUGAUGCCGGCUCUCAAGAAAAUCUUCCAUGUAACGGAUCGGCGGUUGAGACGGUAACCAUGAAAUCAGAAACCAUUCAUAAUCGGAAACGUCCCAAGAUAGAAAAAGAGCAGUCAGAGGAUAAUAAAAAGACCAAAAAGAUUUACAUGUAUGGCAAUUAUGAUCGCUAUUAUGGCUAUCGGAAUAUUAACAAAGCCCCAAUCGACGACGUUCGUUUGCAAUCCUUCGUCGCCCGGAAAGAUCUGAUAGUUGGCAAACGAAUGUUAGAUAUUGGUUGCAAUAAUGGAACAUUGACGCUAUUAAUAGCGAAAUAUUGCAAACCAGCAAGUAUGCUUGGAAUAGAUAUCGACGGAAUGCUCAUAAAUGAUGCACUUAGGCAUCAAUCAACGAUGCUGAAAAUGAGCUAUUCGGAUGGGAGCACCAGCGACGACAGAAGAUCAAUGGAAUGUGUGCAAUUUCAGCGGGUGAAUUAUGCGUAUAAGAAUGCAGCCCUGUUGGAAUGUGAAAAGCCCCAAUAUGAUGUGAUUUUGUGCCUUUCCGUGACUAAAUGGAUUCAUCUAAACUUUGGCGAUGACGGCAUGAAACUGGUUUUCAAGCGAGUGUAUAGACAACUACACGAUGAGGGAAUAUUUAUCUUGGAGGCACAGCCAUGGAAUAGCUACAAACGAAAGAAACAUUUAACAGAGCAUAUUUUUGAAAAUUUCAAGAGAAUUGAUUUUCGUCCAGAACAAUUCAAUGAGCAUCUUUUGAGUGACGCCGUUGGAUUUCGGGAGAUGUUUGAGUUAAAAGUUGAAAGUCACACGACAAAGGGCUUUAGGAGACCAAUUUUUGUAUUCCGUAAAUAGCACCGUGUAUUGUUGAUACUUCGUUAAUUUGUUGAAUUAUAAAAAAUGUCAGAAUUUGAAA